GAAAAUAUACAGAGAAAUAUGGCCAAUAUUAUGAUUCCCGAGACUCAACUCACUACAAACGGCAAAGCGAUCCCGCUUCUCGGCUUUGGAACAGCCGAGUACCCAUUUGGCUCCGCUGAGAAUGUGAAGGAACGCCUUCUUGACGCAAUCCAAUUAGGUGUUCGACACUUCGACUCGGCCUCACUUUACCAAUCCGAGGAGCCCCUCGGAAAAGCCGUGGCUGAGGCCCUUGAACUUGGCCUCAUAAACUCGCGUGAGGCGCUGUUCAUCUCCACGAAACUCUGGUGCAGCGAUGCACAUGGUGACCGCGUCGUCCCUGCGCUCCGGAGAUCCCUCAAGAAUCUCGGGCUCGAGUAUGUUGACCAGUAUCUGUUGCAUUUUCCGGUGACCUUGAAGCCAGGUGAGUGUAAGCUUCCAGUGUUGAAGGAGGAUCUGCUUCCGUUUGAUUAUGACAGUGUAUGGAAGGCCAUGGAAGAGUGUCACAAGCUGGGCUUGGCCAAACAAAUUGGAGUGAGCAAUUUCUCAUGCAAAAAGCUUGAGAAGUUACUCAGCAUCGCUGAGAUUCCUCCUGCCGUCAACCAAGUGGAGAUGAACCCUCUGUGGCAGCAACAGAAGCUUAGGGAAUUCUGCAAGGAAAAGGGAAUACACAUCACCGCCUACUCUCCCUUAGGCUACUCUCCCUUAGGCGCCAAAGGAUCGUUUUGGGGGACCAAUAGAGUGAUGGAAUGCGAGGUGCUGCAUGAGAUUGCCAAAGCCAAAGGGAAGACGCUUGCCCAGAUUUGUCUAAGGUGGGUGCAUGAACAAGGAGUCAGUGUGCUAGUGAAAAGCUUCAAGAUAGAGAGGAUGAAAGAGAACCUUGACAUAUUCGACUGGAGCUUGAGCGUUGAAGAGCUAGACAAAAUUCGUCAGAUCCCACAAAAGAAAGGAUUUCCCGGACUUGAAUUUAUAUCCCCAGAUGGUCCUUACAAGUCUCCCGAAGAGUUUUGGGAUGAGGAGAUUUAA
This is a messenger RNA of Eucalyptus grandis, 1002 nucleotides long. Its product is annotated as non-functional NADPH-dependent codeinone reductase 2. Gene Ontology annotation, molecular function: aldose reductase (NADPH) activity. The transcript has 5 exons. Gene Ontology annotation, cellular component: cytosol. The record is from RefSeq and is a predicted model, not a curated record. NCBI's taxonomy places the organism in Eukaryota, Viridiplantae, Streptophyta, Magnoliopsida, Myrtales, Myrtaceae. The coding region runs from base 19 to 1002 and encodes 327 amino acids.